UCAAAUAAUUUAGAACACAAAAAGGUCACGUGUACAUAAUAAUCAGUCCACAAAUUAAUUUGAACGCAACUAUAAUUUAAUAUAAUGGCAUCACUGACAUUAAACGUCAAACCCAACACGCGAAAUGUCAAACUGUCAAAACAAAUAGGAGACUCUUCGGAGAAAAUUAAUUCACUCCCCACCACAGAACAAAAGCCAGCUUUCACCAUGGGCACCGCGAUGUUCGCCAGAGUGACUUUCUAUCCCACACUCCUGUACAAUGUGGUGAUGGAGAAGGUUACCAGCCGCCGGUGGUACGAUAGGAUGGACGACACCGUUAUCCUGGGAGCUCUGCCUUUCCAGGGCAUGACCAAACAGUUGAAGGAGGAAGAGAACGUGAAAGGCGUGGUGUCCAUGAACGAGACGUACGAGCUGAAGAUAUUCUCCAACGACGCCGAGAAAUGGCGGGAACAGAAUGUGGAAUUUUUGCAGCUGGCAACGACUGAUAUUUUCGAGGCUCCCGACCAAGACAAGUUGUACGAAGGUGUCACUUUUAUUAAUAGGUUCCUGCCCCCCGGCGGCAAGCUGUCCGGCGUGCCGUCCGACGCCUCGCAGGUGAACAGCGGCAGCGUGUACGUGCACUGUAAGGCGGGGCGCACGCGCAGCGCCACACUCGUCGGAUGCUACCUCAUGAUGAAAAACGGCUGGUCUCCCGAGGAGGCGGUGCAGUACAUGCGCACGCGCAGGCCGCACAUCCUGCUCCACACCAAGCAGUGGGAGGCGCUCGACAUCUUCCACAAGACGCACGUACGACUAUAACGUUGACACCAUACGGUAGGGUUGCCAGCGUUACUUUGUAGUUUGUUUUAAAUUGGACUAUCAUUUCGAAUUUAUAAUUAUGAAAAUAGUGGUAAUAAUACUAUUUGUAUGACUAUUUUAUGGGCCUAAAUAUUUUAAGAAGCAAGUGUUUAAGGUUUCUUGGAAGAUAAAAAUACGCAAAGCCCCUUUAUCAACAAAUCUAAUGGUAGUUUCGUUACAUUAUACUUUACGAAUAAAAUUUUGAGUAUACAGAGACAAUUAAUUGUAAUUAUUGAAGCUUAUGUUUUUACUACUAUACUUGUAAAAUAUCGCAAUAUGUUAUUGGAAUAAUGUUGGCAGUCCUAUAUAUUGUAUUUAGUGCACAAAUUGGCAAAUUUAACUUAGUUUUAUCAAUAAUAAUGUAGGAAAACAUUAUCGCAUGACUUUACCAAGUUGUAUAUUUUGUAUAAAAGCGUCGACAAUUAUUUUAAUGUGUCGUUUGUGCUGUUUCACUAUAUUAUUUGAGAAUACCAGCUUGGUACUAAAGUGUUCUAUGUCACAAUAUUAAAAUAUCGAAGAAACUUGGAACGGCGAAUAUUUAUUUAGGAAUCUUGAAAAUCUUUGAUACCCUAAAAUAGUCGUUAAUUUAUGUUAAAAAACAUAUAUAAUUACGUUAUAUCUCAGUAUUUUCAUUUUAUUGGGACAGAAAAAUAAUAUUAUUAUUUAAAUAUUGCAGUAUAAGCUACUGUAAAACUUCGUUGAUUGAUAAAAAAAUAAAAACAGUAGCGGAAAAGUAAUUUAGAUGCGAAAAACAAGGAUACACCUCUUUGACUAGUGUAUUGGGAUUAUUUUUUGCUAACGGAUUGAUUUUGUACAAAAUGUUACAUAUUCCAUUUGGACCUUUGCUCCCAUUUUUUUUUAUUAUAACAAUAGCAUUUUUUUUUUUUGUUAACCCUAAACUGAAUACAUAACAGGGUUGCACUUACUUAAUUAUUUAAUAAACGACGCCAAAUGAAUAUUACUGUUAGCAAUUACUAUAAUUAUUUUCGAUUUUAUAAAAUAUAUAUUUUAGCCAUUAACAAUGUUAUCACUUUAUAUUGCUCCAUAGACAGAGGGACAAAUGAGUACUCAAGUAUAACCAAUCAGAGAGAGGCAUAGCGAAUGAAUUCCUUUUUAAAAAUUAACGUUGCUAUUAUGAGAAAUAAGUUCCAUGUUGUACAACAUAGCCAGAUUUUCCUGGUCAGGUUAAGGUCAGUCGGGGAAAGUGCGCCCUAAAAUUUUGAUAGCUGGAUUUAAUGCAAAAUAAUUUCUAUUUAUGCUGACUUAAGAAUGUAAUUUUGUUAAUUUAAACAUAUUUGGUAUUUUGCGACAAUGCCAUGGCCAUUCAAGGAAAUCAGACGAUUUGAUUUGAUGUUAUCUCUCACGGGGUCAUCUCUGUUUACAGGUCUAAAUGACACUUGAAAUAAGAUGGCGAAUAAAUCGUAUUAAAAUGAACAGAACCAUUUAUGUUUUUAGUGGAUCUGUAUUUCAGUUAGUAGCACAGAUAUAAGAUUGCUGUAAUUGUAUAACAUCAAUAGUUUUAGAUUUUUUUAGGGCAGGUGCACUUACCCCGUCGGCGUGCUUGCUCCCUCUGACCUUAUAUAUUUGUAUCGUGCUGCUCAGAAUGUGAUGGGGCUGGGUCCUAAAAUACUUUUUCUACAAGGCAUAUUAACCAAGAUUCCUUGCUUGGUAAAAUCCGAACAGCACAAAUCUUUUAUAUACUAGAUUAGUUAACGUCUCUAUUUUCACAAAGUAUUAUAUUUUUAUGAUAAACGUAAAGACAUAACGAAUGACAAUUGUAUGUGAAUAUGAAGAGAAUGUUAUGUAAAUAAUAUUUAUUGUUGAAUAAAUGAAUAUUUUAAA
Messenger RNA from Manduca sexta (tobacco hornworm), 2679 nucleotides. It is a transcript of the gene PTPMT1, whose product is annotated as phosphatidylglycerophosphatase and protein-tyrosine phosphatase 1. The record is from RefSeq and is a predicted model, not a curated record. Gene Ontology annotation, biological process: protein dephosphorylation. Bases 85 to 798 code for a protein of 237 amino acids. Gene Ontology annotation, molecular function: phosphatidylglycerophosphatase activity; protein tyrosine/serine/threonine phosphatase activity; phosphatidylinositol-4,5-bisphosphate 5-phosphatase activity. NCBI's taxonomy places the organism in Eukaryota, Metazoa, Arthropoda, Insecta, Lepidoptera, Sphingidae. The transcript has 6 exons.